Molecule: messenger RNA, 1662 nt
Organism: Gongylonema pulchrum
Lineage: Eukaryota; Metazoa; Nematoda; Chromadorea; Rhabditida; Gongylonematidae
Source: the annotation of a GenBank genome assembly
AUGACGACGGGUGUGACGUUGCAGAUGUGUGGCACUGUUCUCGAGGAGCUGCUCAGCGAGGGCUGGCCGGUUGCCGCAAAGCAGCUGGACCAGUUCUUCUGCGGCAUGCCACCGGCGCACUAUUUCGUCGAGCUGAGAAAGCGCCUUCUGGAUGGUCCACUGGUUGUACAGAUGACCAAGGCACGCAAUGUUUCACAUCCGAAGCAUGGCGAAAAGGCGGUUUCGGAUGGACUGGUUAAGGUACAGCUGGGCGAUGGCUAUGCGACAAUUCAAGCAAUCCUUACGGAGCCGAUUCCACUGCUUAAUGGUGAAACAGCGCCGGGCACAAAGUGUCGUUUGGUUGGACGUAUUCCGCUCGAGAAUGGAAUGCUGGUUGUUAACCGAAGCAACUUCGAAGUGCUUGGCGGCUUCGUCCUUCCUAUGGUUGAGAAGUGGAAACUAGAGAAGAGCUGGCAUCAGAAGGCCAUACGUUCACCCGGUGAGGACGAUGCUCCAAAAUGGAUCCAGUUUUCGAACCAGAAACCGUCGGAGUCUAUGGUUCCGGAAAAUGACACAGUUUCGAUGUCACAGACGGAUGAUAUUACCACCGCAAUAGCGAAAAUAGCUGUGGACGAACAGGGCAGCGAGUGCGAUACCGCAGAAAAAAUUCAGAUUGAGCCGGUUGCUGAAGCCAAUUCUGCGGGCAAAUUUGCUUCCGGCCAAAAAGUUAUUUUUACCGCCGAGUUACAGCAAGUGGAACCGAAAUUCCGGGCAUCUGAACUGAAUAUGAAGACAGUUGACAACGGACCACCCAUUCCAUACAGACGAGCAGCAGGGGAAAAGACGAAGUUUACGGCGGAAUCAAGCAGGAACAGAUAUUUCGGCCGAGAAGACAGAAGAAAUUUGUUGGAAGUGCAUCGACCGUCGAAUCCUCCGACCCUUUUCGAUUUCGUUCAGACGAAAAUAUCCCUCGCAGAUGAGACCAAAGAGCAUGCUCAUACGUCAGUCAAGGCACCAAAGAUGGGACCGGGCGAGCGAGCUUUUGAACAGCGUGGGCCAAGAAGACAUCGAGGAGGCGCGAAUAAAGGUAUGGCAUACGGACCACGUGAGCAACAGGGAUUCUUCAAUGGACCACGCGUCUUCGAAAGCGCAAAUGGGAACCGAAAUCGGCGGCAGUACGGUUUCCGCGGAGGGCAAAGAAGGGAGAUUCCAAUGAACGAUUUUGAAAUUAUACCGGAACAAGAUAUGCAGCGCUACGCUUACGAGUACCCGCCAAUCGGAGCUACCAGUCAAGAGCCGGUCGAGUUCAUCCCUCACGCUGAGCCGUACGAUCCUGCUGAGUUUUACACUGCACCGCCAUCUUUUCCGCUGCCGCCGCCACCACCGCCACAGCCGGACAUAGUUUAUUAUCCCCGGGAUUAUGUUGUUGAAGACAAUCCAGGAAUGAUGCCGCCCCAGCCACCCUAUUAUGCGGUCGCUGAAGUACCGGUUUGGAAAAUUGGAGACAAGUGUUUUGCUCCCUGGAGGAAUCGAGCGGUCCGUUUUUAUCCGGCAACAAUAGUGUCGAUGGGCCCGGUUGAUAUGUGUACUGUGGAGUAUGAAUAUUACGGCAAUCAGGGCACCGUCCCGGUCGGGUCACUUCUGCCGUACGAUCGCUUUUAUGCCAAUUACGCCUAUCAUUAA